CGCUCCCCGCGCGCGAUAGAUGGUGCGGUCCAUCCAUUCACUGAAGCGCUGCAGCAGCGGCGCUCUGACAGUUUGCGGUGUUUCUCAGUGUAACUGAAAGGGAAGCCGGCUCGCUGCGGCUGAGCUGGGGCAUUUCUUAGCUGUCAGGUGAUAUAGGGGCGGCGGGGAGGGGGCUCCCCCCACCAUAUCAGCCCGAAAUUUCUCCAAGGUUGUUUGUAGCCACCCGGCACAAGCUCGUGGUCUCCUGCCCUCCGGGUUCGUUCGAUGCAGCGCGACAUACGUAAGAUGGGCAAGGGGCAAGCGGGGUUUGAUUGCGGCGUUCUCGGCUGUGCUUCUCGGCAGCAUCAGCGCUCUCGUUGAGUCCAAUCGGAGCUGAUCUCCGCAGUGUCUUUUCGAGUGUUCAAGAGUCCUGUCUAGCUACUGCGACGGCUACAUAUGCGUGUUAGCCAACACACGGGUCGUUUGCUGUUUUUGGGCUACGGAGGAUACAUUUACGUGUACAUUUAAUCUUACUGGUCACGUCUUUGUACGGAUCAUGGACUGAAUUGUGUGCGAGAGCAAUAAUCGACAGCAGUGUUUUCUUGUGUGUAUAAAUGAUAGAAGAUACAAUGACACUGUUGUCUCUUUUGGGUCGGAUCAUGCGUUAUUUUUUACUCAGGCCAGAAACCUUGUUUCUGCUAUGCAUAAGCUUGGCUCUAUGGAGUUACUUUUUUCACACCGACGAGGUGAAGACUAUCGUCAAGUCCAGCCGCGAUGCCGUGAAGAUGGUGAAGGGGAAAGUGGCGGAGAUCAUGCAGAACGACAAACUCGGGGGUCUCGACGUCCUGGACGCCGAAUUCUCCAAAACCUGGGAGUUCAAGAGCAACAACGUCGCGGUGUAUUCCAUCCAGGGCCGGCGGGAUCACAUGGAAGAUCGCUUUGAAGUGCUCACCGAUGUUGUCAACAAGAGCCAUCCGUCCAUAUUUGGAAUUUUCGACGGCCACGGCGGUGAAGCAGCUGCGGAGUACGUGAAGACGCACCUGCCCGAGGUGCUGAAGCAGCACCUGCUGGCCUACGAGAAGGAGAAGGAGAACAGCAUCCUGUCCUACCCCGCCAUCCUGGAGCAGCACAUCCUGUCCGUCGACAAAGAGAUGCUGGAGAAGCUCUCCGCCUCCUACGACGAAGCAGGCACUACCUGUCUGAUCGCCCUGCUCUCGGAUAAGGAGCUGACCGUGGCGAACGUGGGCGAUUCUCGGGGGGUCCUGUGCGAUAAGGACGGCAACGCCAUCGCCCUGUCACAUGACCACAAGCCCUACCAGCUGAAGGAGCGCAAGCGGAUCAAGCGGGCAGGGGGCUUCAUCAGCUUUAACGGCUCCUGGCGGGUGCAGGGCAUCCUGGCCAUGUCCCGCUCGCUGGGCGAUUACCCGCUGAAGAACCUGAACGUGAUCAUCCCCGACCCGGACGUGCUGGCCUUCGACCUGGACAAGCUGCAGCCCGAGUUCAUGAUCCUGGCGUCGGACGGGCUGUGGGACGCGUUCAGCAACGAGGAGGCGGUGCGCUUCAUCAAGGAGCGCCUGGACGAGCCGCACUACGGCGCCAAGAGCAUCGUCCUGCAGUCCUUCUACCGCGGCUGCCCCGACAACAUCACCGUCAUGGUCGUCAAGUUCAAGAGCAGCCACAAGGGGGCGGAGCAGUGAGCCGCUCGGCGCGUUAGCGUCCGUACGGCCAGGGUAAGAGCAGCCCGGGUUCUGGAGCGGGAACUGUUCAGUAUUUACUGCAUCUACCCCCCCCCCCCCCCCAUUCUCCGUUGCACGUAUACAUGUGUGCACACACGCGCAUACACGCACACAUGCAUACACACACACACACACAUACAUACACGCACACACGCACACACGCGCACACAUACACACAUACACACUCAUUUGUUUUUACAAACCUGAUUUGUUUUCUUUUAAUGAAUUUUGGAAUAGCCUAAAGCCGUUUUAGAAAUAACAGCCACACAGCAGAUAUGAGCUUCUCUCCCUGAGUUUAAUAUUAAUAAGGAUUUGGCCUGAGCUCUGACUCGUGUCCUACUCUGAACAGACACCAGUCCCUCACUUAGUGCCAUCGGACAGUUUGAUAAUCUGAGAUAAAAGGCCGUUCGGCUCCUUUUAAAAAGACAGCAUUGGGCCUCAUAAUCAACGUUGUGUUGAUUGGUUGUUUAAGUGAGGUCAUAGUUCAUAGGGGUCGUGCGGGGUGCUGGGGGAGAGAGGUCAGGGGUCAGUAUCCCAGCAGCCACCUGGCCCCCUUUGAUAUGAGCUCAUUUCUCUAUUCUCUCAUUCUUUAAAGAUUCGCCUCUCUCUGGCCUUUGAAGACGUACAGAACACUUUUAAACAUAAUCACAAGCACGUGCGCAUGAAAUGAAGAUAACAUAAUACAUCUUUUACACGUGUUAAGAAGUUUAAAAAUAGGUUGAAAUGUGUAUUGAAGAAAGUUACCAUUGUGUUUCCUCCUCCUUAAACCCCAACUCCAUUUUAACUGAUGUUUCAGAGGCCCUUCCCAGUUCUCGCUGU
Molecule: messenger RNA, 2534 nt
Organism: Anguilla anguilla (European eel)
Lineage: Eukaryota; Metazoa; Chordata; Actinopteri; Anguilliformes; Anguillidae
Gene: ppm1lb
Product: protein phosphatase, Mg2+/Mn2+ dependent, 1Lb
Exons: 4
Coding region: 594-1676 (360 amino acids)
Biological process (GO): protein dephosphorylation
Molecular function (GO): protein serine/threonine phosphatase activity; cation binding
Source: RefSeq, a predicted model, not a curated record